GUUGUUUUGGAGGGCAGAGGAACCGCUCUCUGAUGUUAUGUCCUCUCGGUGCCUGUAGUGGUGCUGUAGGAGGCUGCUGGCUCUCUUCUUGAGCAGCCCCAGCAGCCCUGCCUUCUUUGCUGGAGAAUAUAUUCAGGGAUUCCCCUUAAUAAUCACCUACCCUCUGAGCACUUUGUAGUUUUAAAAUAAUAAAGAGCCCCCAAAGCUUCCUCCCCACAAAAAUCAGGAUCUUCUCAGAGCCAGGGGGGCAGCAGCUCCUCAGCACAGAGCCCGAGCCCAUUCCCAGUCCCUCUGCUGGGGAGGAAACUCUGAUCUGUCAGCCCAACAGAGGGAAAGGGGGGAGAGGAGAGAGAGGAGAAAAAAAAAGCAGCUGGAAAGACAAUCUGCUUCAUCUUGAUUCAUCAUCAUUCCAGGAUAGUGGUGUCCUUGGGGCUCUCUCUUAACAUUGAUAUGAUACAGAAGAUUUAAAAUCAGCUGAUGUUCACAAGGAAUAGAGUCACGUGAUGUAUGAAGGCAAACACAUACACUUCUCUGAGGUUGACAAUAAGCCCUUGUGCUCGUAUAGCCCCAAACUGUGCAAGCAGAGGCGACUUAACGGCUACGCCUUCUGUAUCAGACACGUUCUGGAGGACAAGACUGCCCCCUUCAAGCAAUGUGAAUAUGUGGCCAAGUAUAACAGCCAACGCUGCACCAACCCCAUCCCCAAAUCUGAGGAUCGUAGGUACUGCAACAGCCACCUGCAGGUACUUGGCUUUAUACCGAAAAAGGAGAGGAAGAAAAAGAAUGAUCCCAUAGAGGAGGUAAAGGUCAGGCAUCAGAUGGAUACUAUGGCCUUCAGUCUGACAGUGCCCACCUUGGCCUUGAAGAUGCCCAAUGGGCUGGAUGGGAUGUCCCUCUCCCCUCCCGGGGCUAGGCUUCCUCUCCACUACCUGGAGGCAGAACUAGAAGACCCCUUUGCUUUCAACGAGGAGGAUGAUGACCUAAAGAAAGGGGCAACAGUGAGGAAAAAGUUGCAGAGCAAGUUGGCUCAAAACCGGCAGCGCCAGAGAGAGACAGAGAUUUUAAAAGUUCGCCAAGAGCACUUUAGCCCCCUUCCUGCACCUUUGCAGCAGCAGCCUCUGCAGCAGCAGCACUCCCAUCUGCCACCUUCAUCAGCUUCGUUAAAGCCGACAGGGCUACCGCAGGGCUUAGUCUGCAAGUCACCUCAACCUCCGAACACCAGCCUACCAAUGCAGGGAGUGGCACCCACCACACACACUAUAGCACAAGCCCGGCAGUUGUCUAACAAGAGACCUCUGCCCCUCCUGCCACCUGCUAGGGCUCCGGUCACAGACCCUCCGAGGACUGAUCGGGUCCUAAUGAAAGCCACAGCCUUCUCUCCGCACUCAUCCUGCAUGAGCCGGCUACAGAGACUGGUGAAACUGUGCACUCGAAAACAGCAGCUGGACACUGAUCUGUUUCCACAUCUAGGGCUGGAUUGGUCUGAAGACAGUGGAGAGGAGUUCGAGGAUUCAGAGCAAGCCUCCCCUUACCAGGUCGCGUGGUCUAUCCGAGAAAGCCUCGGCUAUGAAAGACAUGAGUCCGAUGAUGACAAUGCAGAUGACAGGAGUUCCAGGGUGACCAGACUUUGCACUUACUUUCAGCAGAAAUACAAGCACCUCUGCCGCCUGGAGCGGGCAGAAUCCCGUCAGAAGAAAUGCCGGCACACACUCCGGAAAGCCUUGCUGCAGGCGGCCAGCAGAGAGCCGGAGCGUGCUGGGCAACUGAUACAAGAGCUCCGGAGAGCAGCCUGUGCUCGUACCAGCACAAGCCAAGCGAGGCAGAGAGAUGCAGAACCGACAACCUGUAGUGGGACUUCGAAGGGAGAACAGUGCACUAACAAGGCCCUUCCAUUCACCAGGCAUUGUUUUCAGCAUAUCUUAUUGAACCGUUCUCAGCAGCUCUUCUCAAGUUGCACAGCCAAGUUUGCAGAUGGUCAACAGUGCUCUGUGCCAGUUUUUGACAUUACACAUCAGACACCUCUGUGUGAAGAACAUGCCAAAAAAAUGGACAAUUUCUUGAGAGGGGACAGCUCCCGUAAAGUUCAGCACCAGCAGCAGAGGAAACCCAGGAAAAAAACAAAGCCACCUGCACUUACCAAAAAACAUAAGAAGAAGAGAAGGCGAGGCCCACGCCGGCCCCAGAAACCUAUUCCUCCUGCAGUGCCCCAAGGGAACCUCACCAUGCCUGCCAGUGUCUCACUGCCAGUAGAGAUGCCCCACAUACGGAGCCCCUCCACCCCAGAGCUGAGUGCCGAUGAGCUGCCUGAUGAUAUCGCCAAUGAAAUUACAGACAUUCCACAUGACUUGGAAUUGAAUCAGGAGGACUUCUCUGAUGUCCUGCCACGGCUGCCUGAUGACUUGCAAGAUUUUGAUUUCUUUGAAGGUAAAAAUGGAGAUCUCCUUCCGACUACAGAAGAGGCUGAAGAACUGGAACGGGCCCUACAGGCUGUAACUUCUCUUGAGUGCCUGAGUACCAUUGGAGUACUUACACAGACAGAUGGUGUGCCAGUUCAGGAGCUGUCAGAUAGAGGGAUAGGGGUGUUCUCUACAGGUGCUGGAGCUCCAGGAAUGCAGUCCUUGAGUCGAGAGGUUAACACGGAUCUGGGGGAGCUGUUGAAUGGGCGUAUAGUACAUGAUAAUUUCUCCGGUCUGGAGCUGGAUGAGAACUUGCUCCGUUCUGCUACCUUGUCCAACCCACCUACGCCCCUGGCAGGGCAGAUCCAGGGGCAAUUCUCAGCCCCAGCCAACGUCGGCCUUACUUCUGCCACUCUGAUAAGCCAGAGUGGCCUUGGGGAGAGAGCCUUCCCAGGACAGUUUCAUGGACUUCAUGAUGGCAGCCAUGCCUCCCAGAGGCCCCACCCUGCCCAGCUGCUGAGCAAGGCAGAUGACCUGAUCACCUCACGACAGCAAUACAGCAGUGACCAUUCACACUCCUCACCCCAUGGAAGCCAUUAUGAUAGUGAGCAUGUGCCGUCUCCCUACAGUGACCAUAUCACAUCCCCUCACACCACAUCCUUUCCUGGUGAUAACUUGGCAGCUACCUUCUCAGCAGAGAUGCCCAUGAUGGCACAGCACUUGCUCCCAACUCAGCUGGAUGUGCCACUUAGCGGGGUGGUCAACCCCAGAACUCACUGGGGAAAUCUUCCUGUCAAUCUUGGGGACCCCUCUCCGUUUAGCAACCUUCUUGGUGCAGAUGGACACCUCCUGUCCACCUCCCUGUCCACACCACCUACCACCUCGCACUCAGAGACCACACAGCCUGCCUUCGCCACUGUGACCCCCAACAGCUCCAGUGUGCUUCCGGGGUUACCACAGACCAGUUUCAGUGGCAUGGGUCCUGCCUCCGCUGAACUCAUGGCCUCCACCUCCCCUAAGCAACAGCUCCCUCAGUUCAGCGCAGCCUUUGGGCACCAGCUGAGCUCCCACAGUGGCAUCCCCAAGGACCUGCAGCCCAGCCACAGCUCCAUAGCUCCUCCCACGGGCUUCGCAGUGACCGGUGCCACCGCUACCAGUACCAAUAACGCAUCUGCGCCCUUCACCACCUCCAACUGAGCUUGUCUGCCUGGCUAUGUGCAGGUAGAUGGGGGACCUGUGUUUUCUAUCUUUCCUUUCUCCUUCCUUCCUUUUCUUUAUUUUUUCUGUCCUCUCUUUUUUUUCUUUUUUUUUUUUUUUCUUAAGAGGGGGUUAAGAAGAAAACCCCUGCUUCAGUACUGACCAGGGUUAGCCCCCUGUGAACCUUGCUGUAGCGUUCACAUGUGCUUGUUAUGCACCGGUGCUCAUUUAUUGCAAGCAGGUUCACCGUUCCCCAAUAAUUCCUUAAGGAUACAGCACAGUUACUGGAUGUAAUUGAUCUUAGCAGUAAGACCUAGAAAUGGGAAGAUACCUCAGAUUACUGAUGCAUGUUACUGUUUCCUAGGGUUCGGAUCAGUGCUUGCCAUCCCAUUAGCAUCUGCUAUAAAGUUUUCCUGUGGGCAGAAGUCUUGAUUUUUAUUUUUUAAUUUUUGAUUUUCUCUCUUUUUUUAAAAAACAAACAAAGGUUUUUUUUUUUUCCAAAGGUAGCAUCUGGCAUUGAAAACUUGGCUGCACACAUUGAUUUGAGAAUGGUGCACUGAAGUCCUAAAACAAGACCAUGGUUCCGGGAUGAGUUUGACAGUUUCUUAAAAUAGUGUCUUGACCUCCUCCGUGUGCGUGUGUGUGUUUGGGGUGCAGGGAGCAGCAGUUCCUUUUCUUUUGGUGAAGAAGUGGGAGUUAUUCCCUUCCAGAACUGGUCACUGUUCUUACUGCAUGCUGACUUUUGUUUUUUAUGAUGACGAUUUUUAAUUCAUUGAGCAGCAAGGGGACCAAUUGACUGGUUGCCCAGAAAUCUGAAGGCUGAUGCAAAGUUAGCCCAGGGAAAAAGAAAAAAAAAAAAAAAAGAAAACCAGAAAGAUUGAAACAGAAUCAUGGUACAGUGAGGAUUCCUGUGCAGAAAUUCCCUCCCUUGCUGAAUUACUGUGGCCUUGUAGCAUUGAUGAUUUGCCUUUUCAAGUGUGGCUUUGUCCCAGACUCCUUGCCUGACAGGCUGACAGGUAUUUCCCAGCUGAAACUGGAAGAAUUCGGUUGGUAUUCUGCCCAUCCACACAAGUCUAGUUCAGACCCUUUGGUAAGUUCCAAAUGGAUGCAUUUCUCAAAUUAUUGCUAGCUACUGAGACUUUCUUGGUUAGCUUUUUUUCCCCUGGGAGCCAUAUAGUUUUUGAGACACUUGUGGGAUUUGAUGCUCUGUACGUGAAGCUGAAUGUAUGUAAGGAACUAGCAGGUAACUAUCAGUAGUCAUGGCUAACCAAAAGAGAAAGCUCUAAAGCAAAAGAGGGAGAUAAGAAUUCCUCUUGUCUGCAGGACAGUUCUGCUUUUACUGCCUACCUGCUGAAGAUAGUAUUAAGACUCUUUGGUAGUAAUUUCAGUUCUUAAAGAAUGGAGUCCACUAGCUUUUAGAUUUAUUUUAUUAAUCCAAGGGAUAACAGCAACAGAAAUCCUGAGGUGUUUACUUGUAUCUCUUUAUCAGGAAGUGAGAAAAGAAAUUUGCUUGUGACUUUAUAGGGCUCAAACUUGCUACUGUACUCUGACUUGGACUGUAAAAGUAGCUUCUGUUUAAUUAGUAUAAGUCUGUACUCUUCUUGGUUUGUUUCUGAGAUGCAGAUGAGAGAGAACAGAAAAACCCACAUUUCAGUCUCUGACUGUAGAAGACAUUUCCUUCUACCUUACAAUAAAACAUCCUACCUGCAUGUAUUCUAGUCUAAUCCAGGAAAUGGAGAUACCAAGCACAUGUUAUAGGGAGGCCUAAUACAUUGUUUGAGCAAGGGAUCAUUGAACUAAGUUUAAUUAGUAUAGAAAUAUAUUUUUAGCAGUCAGACCCACACCAAAAUCUCUGACCCAAACCUCUCCUUUCGUCUUGUUAAGGAAUGGAGUGUAAAUGGGACAGGUCUUGUCUUUUCACUAUCAUAGCAAUCAUACUAUCCCAUUUCUUGAAAGAUCUGUCCUCCUUAAACAUAAAGGAGUAUGGAUGAUGUGUAUGUCCUGUCUGAAAUUGCAAGUGUAUGUGGAUGGAGGAAACAGAAAUGAUUUUGAUGCUUCUGUUGUUAUGAAGUCCUUAUUUCAUACUUGGUAAAAUAGAUCUUAAUAAUAUAAGCCGAAUAUUUUUAAGUGGUGAUUUAAAUAUGUUUGUAACAUUUAAAUGUUUUUAAAUCAUGUAAAAAGUUGAAUUGAAGCCUAUGAAAUCCUGCUUGUGAUUGUCCUGCUGAUUGAGGAAUGCCCAGUGGUAUUGUGAAAUGAGGCAAAUCUGACAAGGCAUUUAUUUAUUUUUGUAUUAUGUUCCCCACACUUUGUUCAGGAGACAACUGUUUGAUUUGCAAAUGAUUUUCCUUGUGUCCAUAUACCUUCUUCAAUGUGUUCUGGAUGACUGGCUGAAAAAGAGUGGAGAACUAGUAUACCAAAUGGUUAAUUCUUUAAUCUGCUUGUGUAUUCAUGUCAUUUUAGAGGAUGUUAAUUUCUUAAAUUGGUUUCAGGACUUUGGUCUUGAAAUUAUUCUUGUGCCCAUCAAACUCUCCAAUGAAGCUGCAGCUAGUGCAGAUUAAUUUGCCCCACAUUAGAUUUCUCUUUCUUAGCAAGUGCUGGGUGGGAAGGAAGGAGAGGAGCCUGAAGUCAAGUUCUGCUUGCUCACAUCGGUAUAAAUUUCCGAGGAGCUCUUUGGUUUAAGGUCACUGUGUGUUUGUACUGGUGUAACUCAGAACAAAAUUCAGCUCCUAACCUAAGCAUUGAUUUAGUCAGGAAAUUUUAAAAAUUGUCAAAGCUACGCAGGUUCAUAAUUCCCAUUUGAAAUCAAUGGCCAUUAUGUACCUGUAUUCCUUUAAGGCAGCCUAGGAUAUCAACUCUCUUCCCCCACUUAGACUUCAGUUUUGUGUAUCCCUAGAUGUCUUUUCCCUGAAAAGUGACUACGUAACAUUUUUCAGUGAGCAAACUAAGUUUGCAAUAAAGCUGCACUAUUAAAAAUAAACUUCUGUUUGUAUACAUUUUAAAUAGGAAUCCCUCUGUCCGGUCUGAUACAGAGUUCUGAAAUGGGCCACCACUCUUGCCUUUUCCUGGUUCACCUCCCAUUUUUUCACAGCCAACAAUACAGCCUACCAAGCAGUUAGGGGUUUUGAUCUUAGGUUUACAGGGUGAAUCCUGCAGGUGGGCUUCUACACCAACACAACUCAUUGAGUUCAGUGAAUCAGCGUCUUACUGUUGGGUAUGAGAGACCCAAUUUGAGAGUUUGUGCAGCCAGAGAUGUUUCACACCUCUUCCUCUGGGACGUACUGCAGGUCUAGUUAAGGUAGUCCUUACGGUUGCUGUUUAUGUGGUUCCCUAAUACAGUCCAUGCUCUCUUGCAGAGGUUUUUGAAUAUCAUCUCCUCAUACAGCAAUUAGCACUCUAAUCACCCUUUCACCAAAGAGUCAGUGUAGCAAUUUCAGUCCAUUCAUUUGAGAUGGUCAAUAUCUAUCUCGUCCUCUACAUGUUAACCAAUUGAAUAAAGCUAGUUUAACUUAAAAGUUAAUUUCCUUACAUAAGAUUUCAGUUUUAAAGAAUAGAGGGGAAAAAAGAGGCCUAGAAAAAAAUGCCACUAAGAUUGGUUUUGGUUAAUAGCAGCACCUCAAUUAGUCUUUGUACAAAAGUGUAAGUACUGACAGAAUGACACGUAAUGGUAUAUGGAGGCUGGUCAGAAGCAGCCUCAUGUUGGCCUGGUGUCUACGACAUUGUUAGACAUGCUUUGAUGUGUCCUUUCACUUAGGAAGAUUUCAUGCCAACUUUGAGGGGAGCUGUAUGUACUUUGAUACCUCAAGGCUGAUUUGUUCUUGGGCUUUGUAAUGGCUGUGAUGCAAGAAGAUGGAAAAGAUGCUUUGUGUUGUCCUCUCCUGCCUUCCAGUCCCCCCCAGGUUCUUGCUUAGUUCUCUUGUUGGUAGCAAGCUUCUCUGUAUCUUUGGGCAGAGAAGUUAGUGAAACAUUUGAGCUGAUAGGUAGCACAGGUGUAGGUCUGCCUCUGGCCCUGUGGAGAAGACUGCAACAGCUAGAUGUCCCACUUCACCCAGCAGGCUAGCGAAUGAGGAAUCAUACCUCUCAUUUGCAGACAUUGAAAAAUGCCUUGAAGGUUACAGCCUGUUAGGUGAAAAUCAGAGAUGGUGUCACAAAUACAAAUGCAAGGAAAAAGAUACUAACAACCAUCCAUAACCAGAAAGAGAAGCCAAGGGAAGUUGCUGCUUUUUUUGAAGAGGGAGGAGCUGUUAGUUCAGAAAUUUGGAAGCCCUGAUGUAAGCUGUUAGGUAUAGUCUGAUGCAGCUGGCUCCAGGACACGGCACAGGCAAAGGGCCUGCAGCUGAACAUGCAGACUAGUAGCCAAAUUCACUUUGGAGCUUCAUUUUGCUGUAACCACAUUUAAAUGCAGUCUAGAAUUGAAUUGGCUUGCCAGGGUCUCAAGAAGAAGUAAAAUAAAGCCUGUAAAGGUGUCUUCACUGAGAAGUUGACCCUAGUGGUUAAAAACAUGUGGAGUUGGUCCGCAUCCAAAACUCCAGCUACUCCACCUGUUGCUGCAGCAGCAUGGCUGUUGCAUUUCACUGUAGGCCUCAGCAGCGCUGAUGAGCACCAGCUCAUCAGCAGAAGAGCCAGGUCCUGGUGUCGACUUUUUGCAGACUCUGGAGGGCAGGGACAGUGGCAGGAGGAGUUUUCAGACAGCUUAACCUACAGUAAGGUGUUUGUGUGGGUGUCUGGGCAGCUUUCCUGAUGGGGUAUUUCUUUUUGCUUUUAUAUUUUUGCCAUUACAUGUGAAGGGGAGUCUCCUCCUAGUGUAGGUCUUUUGCAAGGCCCUAUGGUGAUGGAAAUACUAAAUGAAGGAAUAAGUUUGGGCUAAUGCACCGACCAUAUCUUUAGGUCUUUCUGAUCUGAUCAUACGGUUGUUCUGAUCUUUUGGGUGACAUUUAGUAGUGGGGUGUUGUGGGCUGCUUCUCUUAUCUCCCCUCUCCCCAGUCCUUUGUUUCCUUCCCCUCUGCAUUCUUCACCAUUCUUUUUUUUUAUUCUCCCAUUCUCAGAUACUUCUCCAAUAUAAGUAAUGCCAACCGGUAAGUCUUCUGUGGCUUGGUCUUGAGCGAAUGUGACUGUAAAACGAAAAGGAGGAGAGAUUCCAGCAAUUCAUAGCACACAUUUUGGGUGCUAGAACGACCUGAAAUAUUUCUCAGAGCAGUGAGUAAGAUCUUUUUUUCAUAACACAGUGAGUGAUAUGUCAUGAAUUAGAUGCUGUGGUGCCACCUUGAUCCCAGGAGUGCACACGUUAGCCGUGAACGUGUAGGCAUUUUUAGAGGGCAUCUACCUUUUCACAGAUUCCUCUUGUUUUGUGAAGUGCAUCAGUAGAAAAUAAUGAAGAAAAAUUUUAGGUGAUUCUUUUUAAUAACCUGCAUGAAGAAGUCCAACUAAAAGUAAGGACAGUUGGUGGAGAAAAAAAUCUACAUUUGUGUUUACUAUGCUUAAACCUGGACUUCAGGUGAGGUCAUGGUGAUCAGAGACCUUAGUUCUAUCAGCUAUAUUUUGUUUUUGUCUUUACAACUAGACAAUAAUGUUGUUGGAAAAGAAAAGUUUGGGGAAGAAAGAGGAAUUGCAGAAGUGUCUUGGAACAAUUUUCUCACUCAUGUCUUCAGCCACUUUAAAAAAAAAAAAAAAAAAAAAAAAAAAAAAAAACAACACAAAAACAGUGACUUGGUUUUGGGAGCUUUUUCCUUUGCUGUUCUGCUACUUGUCUCAUGCUUGUUUAGUUCUUUGCUUUUCCCUGUUUUAUUCUGCUUCCACAUACUUGUUCUCUGGCUACUUUGGAAUAAGGUGACAUAGUGGAAGCAUGAGAGAAGACAUUGGGUUUGGCUGUAGAUGGACAUCAGUAGUUGGAGACGUCUUUCUUUUUCCAUCUCCUUAAAGUAAGUUUUCAGUCUUCCCUGGCUUACAGAAUUCAGUUUGGAAGUGAACAGGAUGAAAUUCAGGCUUUUGACCUUAAAACUGUACAUAGACGAUGUAGAAAAAUGCAUUCUUCAUACUCCUUUCCCUUGCUAGGCCCCCAAACACACAGUGAGUUAUACAGAGUACAUGCGUAUGAACUUCAUGCGCAUGUUGAACUUGGUCCAGCAACGCUAUUGUUUUACCCAAUUUCUGUCUUUGUCAGCCGGUGCCCACUGAAGUGAACUCUGGAUAGGUGGUAUCCCCAGAUAUCCUCUGGAAAACUUUAACUUUGGUGCAGAUUGCUCUAAUGUAGCUGACUGCUAUGUCAUUUGCUUCUACUUUGGAGUGGACUGAUUUACCCUGAAAUGACUCUAACCUGCGUCUCAAGGCGUAGUUGGUUCCAGUGAAAACAGAUUCAUUCUGAAGUGACAGACAGUUCGGUUCUCAUGCAGAAUACCUACAUCCUACCAGAAGGGGUUGAACCAGUUUCUCUGACAGUGAUUACCUUCACUGUACAGUUUUGGGUAUGUCUCAGGGAUUCCUUGUGGAAAUAAGGGCAGUUAACAAAAAAAAAAAAAAAAAGUAAAUAGUUUUAAAAGUAAAUAAUAAUUUAAGGUAGAGCGUCAUCUAAGUGAGAGCACAAGAAAGAGAAAUCCUUGUUCAGUUUUCUAGUCCAGUGUCUGGCUUAGGGACUCUUUCUCUUCUCGGGGCUCUCAUCUCAAGUUCAACAUACAGAAUCUUUUCAUCACGCUCAGCUUUAAACUUUUUAUUUAAAGAUACCCUUCCCCAAUGAGCUUUCAGAAUACUUAUUGUAGAUUUUAAGAGAAAUGGUAUAUUAAUUUAUGCUAUUAACAUCACCUCAUAAAUUAUAAGUUUUAUACUAAAGCUGUAUUGAGUGUAAUGAAUUAUGUUGC
Molecule: messenger RNA, 10441 nt
Organism: Cygnus atratus (black swan)
Lineage: Eukaryota; Metazoa; Chordata; Aves; Anseriformes; Anatidae
Gene: INO80D
Product: INO80 complex subunit D
Exons: 11
Coding region: 504-3593 (1029 amino acids)
Cellular component (GO): nucleus
Source: RefSeq, a predicted model, not a curated record